GGCGCCGCCCCUCCGAGCUUUCAUCUGGGCUCCUAUUGGCUUCUUGGUGGGUCUCUGUUGUGUGAACGUCAAAUGUGCCCCGCAGUGUGAAUGUAUCAAAUUACUGGUAGACUCGCACCAAAAGCACGGGGGCCAUCGCCUCCCACAAUUUUAAACAAGGAUAACACAGCGAAGAUUGAUAAAGGAUACUGCAUUUGUUUUUGUUUUUCACGUAUUUAAAUGUAUAUGGGAGAUUUGGAGACCUCCACAUAGCAAGUGUGCGUUGCCUGGACCAGACGACAAUGAUGCAAAGCGCAGCGGUUUUAGCUUCAGAGACUCCUGUGAAGGGGCUACCGGACAUACUUGGAGUGCCAAUGCAGCAGAUCCCUCAGUGUGCAGGCUGCAACCAGCACAUCCUUGACAAGUUUAUUCUGAAGGUUUUGGACCGGCAUUGGCACACUAAGUGUUUGAAGUGCUCCGAUUGUCAAGGACCGCUGGCAGACAAAUGCUUCUCGCGGAUGGGAAAUGUCUACUGCAAAGAAGAUUUCUUCAAACGUUUUGGAACAAAGUGUGCCUCAUGCCAACAGGAUCCCCCUACGCAGGUGGUAAGGAAAGCCCAAGACUUUGUGUACCACUUGCACUGCUUCUCCUGUGUCAUCUGUAGCCAACAGCUGGCCACGGGCGAUGAGUUCUACCUCAUGGAGGACGGCAGACUGGUGUGCAAAGAAGACUAUGAGACGGCAAAACAAAAUGAUGAUUCGGAAGCAGGAGCAAAACGCCCACGGACAACCAUCACAGCCAAACAGUUAGAAACCCUGAAAAGUGCUUACAAGAACUCCCCAAAACCAGCAAGACAUGUCCGUGAACAGCUGUCGUCUGAGACGGGAUUGGACAUGAGAGUGGUGCAGGUUUGGUUUCAGAACCGCAGAGCCAAGGAGAAGCGUCUGAAGAAGGAUGCGGGCCGCCACCGCUGGGGUCAGUACUACAAGAGUGUCAAGCGCAACAGAGGGAGCAGCAAGAUAGAGAAGGAGAGUUCAGCCGAGGAUGUGGGUUUGAGUGACAGUGAAAUCAGCUUCAGAGAUGAUCAAAUCCUGUCAGACUUGGGCCACAGCAACAGUCUGUAUGCCAGCGUGGGGGACGUGGCUAACGGGGGUGUGUUGAAUGGAAGAUUCUCAUUAGAUGGAGCCGUGCAGCCUUUCCAUGACGUACGAGCCAGCAGCCCCUACGGGCUCCCCCACUCCCCUUCCUCCAUCAGCUCACUGCCAGGCCAUACCCCUCUCCUCAGCAGCCUGGGCUUCUCCAUGGACGCUAUCAUGGCACAGGGGGGCCAGGCUGGGGUUGGGCAAGCUCUGCGAGUCAUGGCUGGUGGGCCGACCUCUGACCUUUCUACAGGGAGCAGCACAGGCUAUCCAGACUUUCCCACUAGUCCCGCCUCCUGGCUGGAUGAAAUGGACCACUCUCAGUUCUGAACGCUUGAAAGGAAUGCUGCUAAUAAGCUCCAGAUGAUGGACGGUUAUGGACUUUAUAUUAAUAUUUCCCCAGGAAAUCAGACAUAUUUUUUCAGUAAAGAGGACAAGGGAUUGUGCUACACCUAUCCAACACAAGAACACCUUGUGGUAGAGGCACCCUCUUUCAGGAGAAACUCAGAAGCAGGAUGGACAUCUGAAUUUGAAACAUCUUAUAAAGAAUCACUGGAGAAUAUCCAUAUUAAGACUAUGGAUUUUGUGUUACCGUAAUUUAUUUACAGUUUGGUUUGAAUUCCCAUCUAGAUUUCCACCAAGGCAUCACAUCCUCAUCCGAAGACAAAGUAGAACACAAUCAAACAGAGAAUCCUUUAAAAGGUAUUCCUACAUGUCUCUGAUUGCAGCAGGUUAAUUUUAAUACAACUGCAUUCACUGACAAUGCACUUUAAAUGUGUUGUCUCCAGCUCACUACAGGAUGGCAGGAUGAAUGCACAAUGUGGUCAUAAUGUGGAGAAAAAGAACCGUGUAAAAGGGAAUAGAAAUGUAUAGUUGUGGCAGAAGAGUUAAAACACUUUAAAAACAGGCACGACUCAAGGUUUUUGAGAAGCAUUAUUAUGUCUGUAUGCGUGGAUGUGUUUGGGUGCCAUCGAAAAUUGUUUACUUAUUUGUUCACAUUUGUUAAAUUAUAAUGAGCAUAUUUAUUAAAAUCAUUUUAAUGAUGGCAAACACUAGCAGUCAUGAACAAAAACCCUGCAUUGAUCAAAGGAACCUGGUUCUACAAACGUGUGUUGGCCCAUAUGAUAUGUGUCAAUAACACUUCAUGGAUGCUCCAAUGUCUGUAGGUGUCGUUUGUGCUUGACCUGAAUCUAAUUUCCCAAUUGUGUCACUGAGCCACACUCUUAACUUUUGGAAAAUGAGAGAGAGGAUUAACAAAACAAUAAAACACACAUGGCAUGACCAAUGAAAGGCUAAUGGAGUUCUAUUAAACAGCUCAAGCGUUAACAUGUUAACCAUAACAUCAUCAUUCAUUAACAACAGUUUAUGAAAAACAGACAUCUUUGAGUUCCAACAGACUUCUUCAUGUUUUGGAGUUUUAAUUGUAUAUUUUGUACUGUUUAGAAGGUGUUGAUUGUGUUUCGUUAGCACUAUUUAUGCCAUGGGACUUGGUGACAGAGCACUAAAUCGAUUGAUAUAUGCCUUCUGUGCAAUGGGAUGAACUGUGUCAAGUCAAAUCUAUGAGAGAAAAAAUAAAUCCGAAUUGCCUUUGGGUUA
Molecule: messenger RNA, 2714 nt
Organism: Clupea harengus (Atlantic herring)
Lineage: Eukaryota; Metazoa; Chordata; Actinopteri; Clupeiformes; Clupeidae
Gene: lhx4
Product: LIM homeobox 4
Biological process (GO): neuron differentiation; regulation of transcription by RNA polymerase II
Cellular component (GO): nucleus
Molecular function (GO): zinc ion binding; RNA polymerase II transcription regulatory region sequence-specific DNA binding; DNA-binding transcription factor activity, RNA polymerase II-specific
Source: RefSeq, a predicted model, not a curated record